GUUCCUGUCUGCCUUCAUUGUUUUCACCUUCAAAUGUCUUCUCAGUCAGAAAAGGAUCUUUCUUGUCCGGUCUGCGAGGACAUCUUUAAAGAUCCGGUUGUUUUGUCAUGCAGCCACAGCUUCUGUAAAGGCUGUCUGCAGUCAUCAUGGAGAGACAAACCAACACACAAGUGUCCGGAUUGUAAGGAGAUAUCUUCAGUGAGUGAUCCACCUUGCAACCUGGCAUUAAAGAACCUGUGUGAGGCCUUCUUACACAGGAAAGAACAGAAAGCAUCAGCAGUGUCUGAGUCUGUCUGCAGUCUGCAUGGUGAGAAACUCAAACUCUUCUGUCUGGACCAUCAGCAGCCAGUGUGUCUCGUCUGCAGAGACUCAAAAACACACAAGAACCACAGAUUCAGUCCCAUUGAUGAAGCUGCACAGGAUCACAAAGAUGAGCUCCUGGGAUCCCUGAAGCCCUUACAGGACAAACUGAAGUGCUUUGAACAAGUUAAAGCAAACUUUGAUCAAACAGCAGAACACAUUAAGGUCCAGGCCCAACACACAGAGAAUCAGAUUAGAGAGCAGUUUAAGAAGCUUCAUCAGUUUCUACAAGAGGAAGAGGAGGGCAGGAUCACUGCUCUGAGGGAGGAAGAGAAGCAGAAGAGUCAGAUGAUGAAGAAGAAGAUUGAGCCUCUGAGCAGAGAGAUAGCAGAUCUGUCAGACACAAUCAGAGCCACAGAGAAGGAACUGAGAGCUGAAGAUGUCUCAUUCCUGCAGAACUACAAGGCUGCAGUGAAAAGAGUCCAGCAGCGCCCCCUGCUGGAUGAUCCACAGCUGGACUCAGGAGCUCUGAUAGACGUGGCCAAACACCUGGGCAACCUGACCUUCAACAUCUGGAACAAGAUGAAGGAGAUGGUCUCCUACACUCCUGUGAUUCUGGAUCUAAACACAGCCAACCCAGAACUCAUCAUGUCUCAAGAUCUCACCAGUGUGACACGUGGACAGAAACUGAAACUUCCUAAAAACCCAGAGAGGAUUCAAAUGCACCCCUUUGUCCUCGGCUCUGAGGCCUUUAACUCAGGGACUCAUGACUGGGAUGUUGAGAUUAUUAAUGAUGCAUUUUGGGGCCUUGGUGUCUUAAGGGAGUCUGUCUGGAGAAAGGGACGAAUACUGACUGGAUUCUGGGAAAUUGUGAACCAGAAUGGAAAAUACAUAGCUGUGUCUCCACCACUUCCAGAUAAAGUUCUCCCAGUAAAGAACCUCCAGAGGAUCAGAGUUCACCUGGACUUUGACAAAGGAAAACUGUCGUUCUAUGAUCUUGAUACUAACACACACAUACACACCUUCAAACACACUUUCACUGACAGGCUGUUUCCAUACAUUGCUCCCCUGGAUAAACUGCCAAUGAAGAUAUUACCAGUGACUCUCUCUGUUCAAAUGGAACAGCAGACAGUGCCGACAGGCUUCUGGUCUACUUUCUAGUCUAAGCUAGAUUCUAUGUGUUAUUAUUUUCAGGUGAGAUAAGCUGACUCAGAAAUGUCAUCAUUUGGCAUAUCAGUGAUAAUACAAGUUCUUAGGGUCAUUACAAAACUUUAGCCUCUCUGUGUGUCUACAGAUUAGAAACAAAUAUCUGUAUCUGUAUAGUGUCAGAGUUUCAGGAACAUUACUGAACCAUGUUGUGAAUUUCUGAUCAUUAGCUCUGUCAAAAAAUGUACUGAUGAUGUUCAAUGAAAAAAAAAUGCUUCUGAUUGUGUGACUUAUAUUGUUUUCCUGUGUCUAAUAUGUUUGUACUUUGAACAUGAUGCUCAGGUGAAAUCAUGUGUGCAUAUAAUGAUUCUGAAUAUUUGAUGUUGAUAAUGAUGCUUGAAUUCAAAAUAAUGAGAGUACAGAAUAACACCAGAAAUCAACCUGUUAAAUGUGUAAUUAAAGAACAAGAUAUAUACCUUGCAGCAUAUAUAUAAGACUACAUAGCGGGACAUUAUACAGUUAAAAAAAUUAAAGUCUUUGUAAAUAAUAUUAUUAUUUACAUAACUGUAAUAAUUCAUUUUGAACCACUGUAAGUUAGUGUGUGUGGGAUACGGCUGAGUUUUAUGAAUGUAAACGGUGCAUCACUGAUUGUGUUCUGAUGAUUCACUUUUAAUUCUAAAACCAAUAAAGAAUACAAAUUAAGUGAU
Acanthopagrus latus (yellowfin seabream) is the source of this 2153-nucleotide messenger RNA. RefSeq names its product tripartite motif-containing protein 35-like. Lineage: Eukaryota; Metazoa; Chordata; Actinopteri; Spariformes; Sparidae. The coding region runs from base 34 to 1461 and encodes 475 amino acids. The transcript has a single exon. The record is from RefSeq and is a predicted model, not a curated record. Gene Ontology annotation, molecular function: zinc ion binding; protein binding.